GCCGCGCUGCCGGACUCGUGCCUGGCCGGCGCCGAUGAGAGCCUGCACUUCGCCAAGUAUGGCCGCCGCCCUGGCGACACGGAGCUGGCCGCUAUGGCUGGCAAAGAUGGCGGCCACGUCAACGGAGCGGCCGGCGGCGGCCAGGAGGCGAGCGGCGAAGGCCUGUCGGGCGACAAGAUCGACGAGUGGCAGGCCGGCUGGAACGUCACCAACGCCAUCCAGGGCAUGUUCAUCGUCUCGCUGCCGUACACAGUGCUCCACGGAGGUUACUGGGCCAUCGUCGCCAUGAUUGGCGUCGCUUACAUCUGCUGCUACACCGGGAAAAUUCUGGUGGAUUGCCUGUAUGAGGAGACGCCCGACGGUCAGCUGGUGCGCGUGCGGGACAGCUACGUCAGCAUCGCCAAGAUGUGCUUCGGACCGCGCUGGGGCGCACGCAUCGUCAACGUGGCGCAGCUGAUCGAGCUGCUCAUGACCUGCAUUCUGUACGUGGUGCUGUGCGGUGACCUCCUGAUCGGCAUGUUCCCGCAAGGUCAGAUCGACACGCGCUCGUGGAUGAUGCUGUGCGGAAUGCUGCUCAUCCCAUGCGGCUUCCUGAAGAACCUGCACCACGUCAGCACACUCAGCUUCUGGUGCACGAUGGCGCACCUGGUCAUCAAUAUCUUCAUCUUCGGCUACUGCCUCUCCUGGGCCGGCGAGUGGGGCUGGUCCCAGGUGAAGUUUCGCAUCGACUUCCUGCACUUCCCGAUCGGACUGGGCAUCAUCGUGUUCUCGUACACGUCGCAGAUAUUCCUGCCGUCGCUGGAGGGCAACAUGCGCGACCCUGGCAGGUUCGAGUGCAUGCUCAACUGGUCACACAUCGCCGCCGCCGCGUUCAAGUCCUUGUUCGGCUACAUUGGCUUUCUGACCUGGCAGGGCGCCACUCAAGAGGUCAUCACCAACAACCUGCCAUCACAGAGCUUCAAGCAGCUCAUUAACUUCUUCCUGGUGGUCAAGGCGCUGCUGUCAUACCCGCUGCCGUACUACGCCGCUUGCGAGCUGUUGGAGAGAACCUACUUCAAGGGUCGGCCCUACACUGUGAUGCCGUCGAUCUGGGCCCUGGAUGGUGAGCUACGCACCUUUGGCUUAGCCUUCCGCGUACUGGUGGUGGUCUUCACCAUCAUCAUGGCCGCCAUCAUCCCACACUUCGCCAUCCUGAUGGGGUUCAUCGGCAGCAUUACUGGAGUCAUGCUCAGCUUUAUCUGGCCCUGCUACUUCCAUCUGAAGCUCAAGUGGGACGUCCUCUCCUGGUUCACCCGGGGCUACGACAUGUUCGUGAUCUUCCUCGGCUGCCUGUUUGGACUGUGCGGCAUCUACACGUCAGGACGCGCCCUGGUCGAGGCCUAUCGUAUUGGGCUGCCUUUCUGAGCGGUCGCGCCACCCGGCGCAGGUGAGUUCUUCACGACUGCACGUGAAGUUAUACUCCGCGACAAGAAACCGAGUCAUCUACGGUGGGCAACGGAGUCUUCCACGUUGAGUAAUCGAGUCUUCCACACUGAGUCUUCCAGACUGGGAAACCGAGUCUUCCAUGUCGGCCAGCGACAUUCACGCUGGCGGCAGGUGUUAAGCGCGGACGCGACGCGCUGGUGGCAGUGCCGCCGGACUACGGCUUCCAGCGUUGCGAGCUAGUGCAAGCAAGUCUUCCCUCUGUUGAAUGUGAUGGUGUGCCAUGUUGUGAUGUCCAGUGUAGAAUGCUUGGUGUCCUGUUGUGUACUUUGUAUAUCUAAGGUGAGCUAGUGCGGGAGGAUGAGCGAACGGCGGGCGGCUGGAAUCAAUACCAGGGCCUGGCCAAGCGCUGAAGCACUCCUCGGGCGAUUCCAGACCCGAAAAUCUGAUAAUAUCGUUUACAUGGAAAGAUGGGCGAGGUAUCACAACUACGUGCCAUUUUUUCUGCGGGCAUCGUUCGGCUCUUUGCGGCCUUUGUCGUGGGUUAUUUGCAGUGCGUUACAUGGGACAAAGUUCAAAUAACAGCAAUGGAGCUUUGGUGUUCAUUUUGCUGGACCUAAUCUUUUUAAUGCGAAUCAAUCGAAUUUCGAAUUACGAACUGCAGAAUCGCAGCAUCCUUUCCUCCCCUCCCUGUGGUGCCCCAGUUGGCGUGCCGUGACUGUGGCCGGUGGGUGAGCAGCGUCCUCCCGGAGAGGCGUGGCCGCUCGCCGCGCCGCGGCCCGGG
Pollicipes pollicipes is the source of this 2206-nucleotide messenger RNA. Its product is annotated as vesicular inhibitory amino acid transporter-like. Gene Ontology annotation, molecular function: L-amino acid transmembrane transporter activity. Lineage: Eukaryota; Metazoa; Arthropoda; Thecostraca; Pollicipedomorpha; Pollicipedidae. Gene Ontology annotation, biological process: amino acid transmembrane transport. The record is from RefSeq and is a predicted model, not a curated record. Gene Ontology annotation, cellular component: vacuolar membrane.